CAAACGUACGAUUCUUGUAGCGGGCUCGGUAUCCGGCAAAUACGAUGGCGCGAGAGGUCGUCGACGUUCUUCGGGUAUCAACAACGGCUGAAGCCGAUUCCUCGGUUCUUUCUGCUCGCACUGACGCUCUACUCCCGUCUUUCAACAAGUUGCUGGCGAAGUACUCGCUUCCCACCGUCUCCUUCCUUCAAGCGAUUACUUCGCCCUUGUUCAUUGUCCUCUAUGAAUGCCUUUUAGAAACCCGCCUGCCUAUUGCCAUUCCGCAGCGGAGAAGCAUCGAUCAUGCUAUGCGCAUCAAGAACAUCAAGCUCCUUAUUGGCACUAUUGCACAUGACGUCUUGGGCAUGGACUUGAGCUAUCUUGACCCAAGAGGAGUUGUUGAAAGAGACGGUCCAGCAUUGAUGGAUAUGGUCGAGGUCUUUCUGGGUAUUGGGAGACUUAUGGCUGGGAAGCAGGGUGAAGAUCAGGCCGAGAUUACGGAGGCUUCGCAAGGUUCAGACAACUUCGUGGAUGCUACGGAGGACAAUGAGCCCCAAUCAUCACCAAGUUACUCGCAUUACUCUGUCCCCAUGUCGUCAGCGUCUCCUUCCGCAGCCUCCGGCAGCUCGGUGGGCUCGUCGCCACAUGACUUGCUCUCGUUUCGAGCCAAAGGUGUUUUCGAACGGAUGAAGCCUACGUUGUCAUCUUUGGAAACGGCGCCGCAUGAUACAGACUCUUCUGAGCCCGAGCCUCGUCCCGAACCUAUCCUCUCAAAGCGGCUGCAGAUGUUGUUCUCCGAUAUGGCAUCCACUACACCUACGCGACCCAAGACCCAUCCGGUUAAGCAAAACCUAACUCAAAAGGCACAUUCACCAGCAGCGCGUACACGUUCGAUAGUAGCAGCGCACUACACGCCCAUUAUACAGGCGCGGCGACGAGUAUCACGCCAAUUGCAUGAGCGCGGUGCGCCAGUGUCAUUCUCAAGAAUCGGCUCACCAGUACGCGUUCUUCCUACACCGAGGAAGCGACCGAGGUCUCGGAAGUUACUGCAAGUGUCACCUCCUACUAGCCGCUCUGACUGGCUGAAGUCGACCGCGUCAGGGCCGUAUCACCAUAGCGCAUCCAUAUCUGGGGAUGACUCGGUAUGGGAAGACGAAAAUCCGGCGCAUCGUCGCACAGUACUGUCGGACGACACAGAGCGAACGCCUCGUGCUAAUCGACGUCGCUCACCUGUCCGGAUGGCAUUUGGUGAUGCGCGAUCCGCAUCGGUUACAAGCGAGUCAACGACUUUCAGCAUACCGUCCUAUUACAAUCGGAGUUCACCAUCGUCGGUUGAUGCAUCAUCACCUUCAGUUAUGCCAGCAGGGAACGAUUCGGGACGCGGUUCGGAAGCCAGUAUCGAGUGGUCGGAAAGGAGCAGCCCUGUUUUGCAGCGACCUCGGUCGAGGCGGUCUGUCAGCCAGGAAGUGAUGUCAAGCACACAGAAUAUCUAUGUUCCCGUACACGCGGUGAAUUUCCGCGUUGAUUCGCCGUAUACGGCUGCACUUCGGCGACGUCGUGAGAAGGCCAUCCAUGCAUUGCGGAGAGAGCGGGAACAUGCUCGGUUGCAGCCUGGGAAAGCGUCACGUCAGAGGUCACACGAGGACGGCGACUGGCUGCAGGACAGUGAAACAAGCAACACCACAGCAGAAGAAGAGGAACUUCAUGCUGCCAUUGAAAGGCUUCGUUUGAGAGGGAUUAAGGAAGUUGAGCGACAGAGAUGGUUGCUUCGGGAGCUGGGGCUUCGGUGAAAUCAUGGCGCAUGCAGGUGGUUUGGCGUUUGUCUGCAUUUCUAUUUCUAUAUUCUAUCCAUCUAUACCCGGCAUUCAUUUAUACAACUUCCUUGAAGGAAUGUGUCGUCCAUGACAUGGUACAGCGCUUUGCAAGUCGCGGAUAGGCGAAGGAGAUCUUACGCUGAAAGAAGG
This is a messenger RNA of Saitoella complicata NRRL Y-17804, 1943 nucleotides long. RefSeq lists its product as uncharacterized. The record is from RefSeq and is a predicted model, not a curated record. The transcript has a single exon. Lineage: Eukaryota; Fungi; Ascomycota; Saitoellomycetes; Saitoellales; Saitoellaceae. The coding region runs from base 45 to 1769 and encodes 574 amino acids.